Messenger RNA from Astyanax mexicanus (Mexican tetra), 2617 nucleotides. RefSeq names its product high mobility group AT-hook 2 (gene hmga2). The coding region runs from base 356 to 697 and encodes 113 amino acids. The record is from RefSeq and is a predicted model, not a curated record. Gene Ontology annotation, cellular component: chromatin; nucleus. Gene Ontology annotation, molecular function: DNA binding; transcription coregulator activity. The transcript is spliced from 5 exons. NCBI's taxonomy places the organism in Eukaryota, Metazoa, Chordata, Actinopteri, Characiformes, Acestrorhamphidae. Gene Ontology annotation, biological process: regulation of DNA-templated transcription.
UCUCUGUGCCAAAUAGUCUAGUGUACUCGAAGGGGCAGCACGUGCUUCCUUCACUCCACUCCGCAUCCUCCUCACCUCCCCCCCAUAAUUUUAUUUUUAUUAUCAUUCAUCUAUUAUUACCAGUAUUAUUAUUAUUAUUCACCGAGUCAUCAUCGCUGCUCGACCACCACAGCACACCCCCUCACCACCUUCCUCCUCCUCCUCCUCAUCCACCUCCUCCUCCUCCACCGCCUCCUCCUCCUCCUCUCUCGUAUUCCGCAGGACGUCCGGUGCUGCGCGAGUCACAGCCCGUGCUGCGGGAACGGACGGCGCACGAGGGGGAUUUCUUGCACCCGCUUGGCUCCCAGGUGACGAGAUGAGCGCGCGCGGAGAGCAAGGCGGAGAGGGCGGCAGCGGCGAGGCUUCGGGCUCUCAGGAGCAGCCCGGUCCCGCGGAGCCCCCCACCAAGCGGAGACCCGGCAGACCGAGGAAGCCGCAGCAGGAACCCACGGGCGAGCCUGUCCCCAAACGACCGAGGGGCCGCCCCAAAGGAAGCAAGAACAAGGGCCCCUCCAAAGCAGCGCAGAAGAAAGCUGAGACCACGGGGGAGAAGAGACCCAGAGGAAGACCAAGGAAAUGGCCACAGCAAGUGGUCCAACAAAAGCCUGCUCAGGAAGAGGAGGAGGAGGAGGAGGCGGGGUCGCCAGAGGAGGACUAAAGAACCACAGCAUUUUACCUCUACCUCAUCCAGCUGUCAGCUCUUUCCAAGGGAAAAGACUGCCUUGACCACUUAUUGUUGACUUUCCACUCUCAUUUAAAUCGAUCAUUUUUCAUUUGUUGAUUUUGUUAGAUUUAUCAUUUUCGAUCGAUUUUUUUUUUGUUUGUUUGUUUUUAUUUCACAUUUGUUUGUUUGGAUUGAUUUUAUUUUUGUGAUGAUCACACACACAACCUCAGAGCACAAACCCGGGGAGGAAACAAAGAAACGUAAAAACAAACAAACCAAACACGAAAUAUCGAUGAUAAUUAUAGUCACGAUGCUUUUGUCCACCUCCACGUUUUGAAACUGCUGUAGACCAGAGGUACAGGGGUCAGCCGCAAAGGAUGUGCUGCUGUCGCUCCUGAGAUAUACAGAAAUACACACACACACACACACACACACUGACUCUUACGUUAACUGACUGAUUUUCCAGGCUACAUUGGCGAAGGAGAAAGUCAAACUGUCUGGUUUUGUCAUUCAAAAGUCCAGACCGUGCUGAUGUUCCUAUAGAUUUCAGGUGGAAUCUUAAACAGACACACAGAAAAAACCCUCUCACUACAGUGUCUCACCACCAAACACAGAGAAUAAAAAUGACCACUGUAGUUUUUUUCUGGCUCAGUUCUUUUCAGUUCUCUAAUAGCAGGGACCCGUUAUAUCAGCAGUCAAUAUAUAUGCUAAUAUAAAAAUGUUAAAAGAAAUAAGAAAAAAGAAAGCCUAUAGCAUGCUUAUGCUGCUUAGAACACUAGUAAAUGGACUCCUUUUGAGUCCUGUUUCAAAAAGGCUAAUUUACAGAAUUCAUAGAUCUAGUCAACAUUUCCUGAAUGGCAGCAUUUAUAAUACUUCACUACACUUAUGUAAACCUAUGAGAACCGACCUACACUAUUUCCUCAACAGUGAUUCCAAAUGUACCAAAAUAGUGUCUGGUUAAGAAGUUUCCUAAAUCCCUAAUGAGCCAUAAUAAUAUACCCCACUCUUUUUGCUAAAAUAAUCAACAAAAAUCCCCAAAACAAACAAGUAACGAAAAAUGAAUACAUUUUUAUUAUAGUGAUCUAAUUAAAAGUGAUAUAACUGGCCAUUUGUUAAGCUCUGCUCUCCCUACUGUUGCUUGGUCUGGCAAGAUUUCACAUUUGGCAUGACAGCUGUAAACUUUACAUGGUAAAUUUAGUAUAAAGUAUAAGCAAGUCUACAUAAGUUGCUUUUCUAAUUGCUAAUUGCUCUAAAUAGGGUAAAAAAUACAGUAAAAAUGUAACAAAUAUUCAAAUGCUCUUAGCUAAGCACAUUUGCUAGUUUAAAUUUACUAAUUUAGCAACCUACUUUGCAGCAGUUGGAUAUGUUCUUUGUAAUGUUUGAGGGCUUUUAUUGGUAUUACCACGUUAUAUCCAAAUCUGGAAUUAAAAUUUGGAAAUAAUUAAAAAUUAUUUAAACAUGGCAUAUUAUAAAGCUCUGAAAGCUUCCAGGAAUUAUAACAGUGAAGAACUGUUAUAAUAGCUGCUAAAACAAUUGGCUUCCACUAACAUUUAUGCUGUUAAAUCUGUGGUCCCUCUCUGUCUUUGGUGGUGAGUUUUUAAAAACAAGACACAACAUUCUCUCGUGAACCGUUAGCCAUGAUUCUGCGAGCCGCGAUUCUCCAACAGUACUAAAGAACAAUUUAUGCAUCUACUGUACAUACUUUCAUAACUACGGCAUCCUCGCAACCAUCUUACAUGUACAUAAAUGUUUUUAUUGAGUUUCUUUUUGGGCUUUUUUUUUUUGUUUUAGUUUUUUUUUAAGACAUAGCUUUAAGAUGAUGAUUUCAAUUAAAGGGAAGUACAGUCUAUCAACUCAUUCUGACUCAAGAACUGAACCUCAAGAGAAAUGAAAAAAAAAAAAAAAAAGAACACA